Molecule: messenger RNA, 398 nt
Organism: Staurois parvus
Lineage: Eukaryota; Metazoa; Chordata; Amphibia; Anura; Ranidae
Source: the annotation of a GenBank genome assembly
AACCAACGGCCACUACUCCGUACUCAUCCCAACCAACGGCCACUACUCCGUACUCAUCCCAACCAAUGGCCACUACUCCGUACUCAUCCCAACCAAUGGCCACUACUCCGUACUCCUCCCAACCAAUGGCCACUACUCCGUACUCCCCCCAACCAAUGGCCACCAAUGGCCACUACUCCGUACUCAUCCCAACCAAUGGCCACUACUCCGUACUCAUCCCAACCAAUGGCCACUACUCCGUACUCAUCCCAACCAAUGGCCACUACUCCGUACUCAUCCCAACCAAUGGCCACUACUCCGUACUCAUCCCAACCAAUGGCCACUACUCCGUACACUUACUACUUGACCUCUCCUCUCCUUCUCACCUCACCCCUCCAGUCUCCUCUCGCAUUACUAAC